AUUGUCCUUUGACAUUAACUUGACCAAUGAGCUACUAAGACAGGCCACGAAACGUGUGCAUAUUCAUAACCCCUGGAUCGGUGCCUUUCAUUUGCCUGCUAAGCUGCUCGUCUGGUUACAGCUGCCCAUCCGAGCAGCGGACCGGGCUACCUUGACGGGGGAGGGGUGAGGGGGAGCUCUUUAUAAACCCGCUGCCGCCGUGCCGAGCACCAGAUUCUGACGGACCAUCCAGCUCAUCACAUCACAUCAUGAAGAUGUUCGCGUUCCUGCUGGUGGUGGCUGUGGCCGCGGCGGCUCCCCAGUUUGAUCAGCAGCAGUUUGUCAGCCAGCCGCAGGUGCGCAUUCUCAGCCAGAAAAACGAACAGGACCAGAUCGGCAACUACGAGUACGCCUACGAGCAGGACAACGGACAGAGGGUGCAGGAAGUUGGCCGUGUCGCGCCGGGCUCCCAGCCCGAGACUGGCUCCAUCGAGCAGCAGGGCAGCUUCGAGUUCGUCGGUGACGACGGCAACACCUACCGGGUGGACUACACCGCCAACGAGGGUGGCUUCCAGCCGCAGGCCCCUCACCUGCCAGUGGCGCCGGCCCAGAUUCCCGAGUACGCCCAGCUGAGGCAGGAGCACCCGGAGCUGUUCUGGGCCGAGAGCGGAGGAGCCGUCAUCCAGCAGCAGCCGCAGCAGUUCUUUUAGAAGGUCAUAAGUCAUUAUAUCUAGUCACAUGCGGAUGAAUGUGAUGCCUGUCUCGGUGCCUUUUGUACAAUCGAGCUGUUCAGCCUUGGAAGACGCCGUGAGAUACUCUGCGCUGUUGAUGCACGCUGCUCAGUGAAAUACAAA
Molecule: messenger RNA, 833 nt
Organism: Amphibalanus amphitrite
Lineage: Eukaryota; Metazoa; Arthropoda; Thecostraca; Balanomorpha; Balanidae
Product: larval cuticle protein 65Ag1-like
Exons: 3
Coding region: 249-689 (146 amino acids)
Cellular component (GO): chitin-based extracellular matrix
Molecular function (GO): structural constituent of chitin-based larval cuticle
Source: RefSeq, a predicted model, not a curated record